Molecule: messenger RNA, 2454 nt
Organism: Rotaria socialis
Lineage: Eukaryota; Metazoa; Rotifera; Eurotatoria; Philodinida; Philodinidae
Source: the annotation of a GenBank genome assembly
AUGUCGCUUAAGAAUGUUAUUAUCCUUCUUGUUUUUGUACCUUUUCGUAUUUUUUCAAGUGAUAAUCUUUGUCGAUUGAUUGAAUUGAAUUUACCAGAAGGUUUACUGCCAUUUCCUACAAAUGAUAUAGAAGAAAAAUUAUUUUAUAAAACUGAUUAUAUUUGUCAGAAUAAACCGAUUUUUCGUUCGAUCAAAUAUGAAAAUUUAUAUCAAUUUCAAUCACCAAAUAAUCGUUGGUGGACAUUAUAUGAUACAACAAAUUCAACAUAUAAAUUAGGCACGUAUGAAUGGUGCAAUGCUUGGGACGCUAAACCAAUACUCGCUAUGCCACUUGGGAUGUUUCAACAUCCACUUGCAAAACAAGCCAAAUUACAACGAUGGAAACGUAUAAUUAUUCACGAGAAUAAUAACAGCUACGCAUAUAAAUCCAUACCAAACACUUAUCUAAAAUGUUACUAUCACCCAUCGACAUCGGCUUGCCAAACUAAUCAAUUAACUUUUCUAUUCGAUCUAACUGAAACAACAAACACAGAGGAAUUUAAUCAGAUGAAAUUAUUAACAAAAACUUUACUAUGGUUAUUAUUUAAUCAAACAAAUAUUUCACUGAGUUAUUAUAGUGAUACAUUUCAUCUGAUCAAUUCAUUUGAUGAGAAAACAUCAGCAAAAAGUUUCGAACAUUUAUAUGAUUCAAUCGAUGCACUAGAUAAGCAACUUGAAAGUUCGAAACAAAUUUCUGUUCCUUGGACUGAAACGAUUCAUAAUAUUGUAACAAGAAUUUUCAAACGUCGACUUCUAAUACCAGUCAAGCUGAUCGAUGAAACCGAUGGAUUUACAUCGUUGGCCAAUGAUACAAGUGACGAGGAAAUAUACACGGAACCAUAUCCGUUGUAUUACAAUGAUGAAAAGGCAAUUAAAACUGUUCUUAAUAUAACAGACGAGAUAUUUAGAAGAAAACGUUCCCUUAAAAAAGUCUACGAUAAAUCAAAUCAUGUUCUUGUUAUUUUAACAUCUCGUUCUAAAUACCUUUAUGAUUAUAGACAGCAAGAUAAACAAUUAGGAGAAUUUAUUGCAGCCGUACCAUUAAGAAUCGUUGUUAUUGAUUUUAAUAAAAUAUCAAAUGAAAAAUUCUCUGAAAGUAUUCAUUCAGCAUUUAUUCAUUAUGCUCAAAACGUUCUCGCAUCGUCUCCGGCAGCUUACAAUUACAUUGAAACAUACGAAGAAUUUGGUGAUGCCAUACACGGUAAUCAAUUAUUUAAUCAUUAUCAUCGAUUAUGUCAUCCGCCUGAACAGACUUUAUUUAAAGAUAAUUUUACUACAAAUCUAAUUGAAACCAACGACAGAUCACCAACGGAUUGUUCACUUUUAACGUUAUUUAAUAAUGACAAGAAAAAUUCAACAUUGAAAGAAAAAUUCGAUUACACAUUUUAUGAAACCACAGAUCAAUGUUUUUCUUCGCCUGUUUAUCGAUCAUUAGGCGAUAGAAAUCUAUAUGUGCAACGAACAGCACAAGGCCGUUGGUUGAUUAUUCGCGUUGAUCCACUUUUACCUUCAAUAAUGAGUAUUCAACAAAAGUUUGCAUCAACCACAACAAGUACUCUCUCGCCUGAAUUCUUCUACGCGACUGAUUAUGCAAAUGGUCCCAUGAUCGAUGAUAGUAACUAUGAAAUAACUGCAUCCCCUGACUUGCCUACCAGUGUUCCGCAUUGCUCUAACAAUCCUGGUUUAGAUACCCGAUGGGAAAGUGUCGAUACUGAUUAUUCAUUACCUACACCACGUCGAUGGAUAUCAAAUAAUAAUCAAUCUGAUUUAAUCACGCCCAUCUGUAACAAAUAUAAAAUAUCUUGUCAAUCUACCAAAUUUGAUUUAGUUAUACUUAUCGAUGCUCAACAUGAAUAUUUAUCUUUAAUACAAACAUUUCUCAAUACUUUUCUUUCGUUAAUUGAACCGUACAAUCAUCGUUUAAGUCUUAUUAUACUUUCAUCAGCAACCAUAGAUCCAUUUCAAUAUCAUCUACCUCUAACAUCCAUAAAUACAAUCAAUAAUAAAAUGAUUGAAACAUAUUUAUCUUAUUUAGAUGAUAAAAAUACUUCAACAGUACCAAUCAAUCAACAUCUUGAGCGUGCAAGUGAUUAUUUAAAAAGCAGUCAAGAAUUUGGAUCCAAUGUUCCAACACAACAAAUCGUGUUAACCAUACCGUCUCGUUUUAAUUUCAAUCUAACCGACGUCAAAGAAAUAAUACAACGCUAUUCAACUAUACGAUACAUGGCACUUGAUCCAUAUUUAAAAACUGAUAAAAAUGAAAAUAAUAAUCGCCGAAAACGAGAAAAUUUUCUUUCUUCAUUAGCAUCAUCACCUUCGUAUACAAAUCUAUUUUGUGCCUAUUCUGCUUAUAGAGACUUAACAUUUCAUACUAUAUUUCGUUUAUUAGAAAGUUUAUGUGGAUCUCUUCAAUGA